Messenger RNA from Cucumis melo (muskmelon), 1143 nucleotides. RefSeq names its product putative DNA glycosylase At3g47830. Gene Ontology annotation, molecular function: catalytic activity. Gene Ontology annotation, biological process: base-excision repair. Bases 29 to 952 code for a protein of 307 amino acids. The record is from RefSeq and is a predicted model, not a curated record. NCBI's taxonomy places the organism in Eukaryota, Viridiplantae, Streptophyta, Magnoliopsida, Cucurbitales, Cucurbitaceae. The transcript is spliced from 4 exons.
CGAAUCGACUUCGAAAAUUGACGGAACGAUGAAGAAGACGACCGGUAAGAAGAGGCGUCUUCAAAAACCAGAACCACCGGCCGAUUCUCACUCCGAUAGACCUCGAGCUAAAUCAAUCAGAACUGUUAAUGGCUUCAAUUGCUCGACUACUGAGCCGUAUCCAUCUCAUUCUUCGCCCACUUCGGACGAAUGUCUGUCCGUGAGGGACGAUCUGUUGAAUCUUCAUGGUUUCCCGCGAGAGUUUCUUAAGUAUCGGAAGGAGAGAGAGAGGCUGAGUGAGUGCUGCUUUUUCGUGGACGGCGUCCGCGCUGAGCACGGGGAUAAUGUGGAGUCGGAGCUCGUCGUUGAGAAGGAGAGCGUUUUGGAUGGAUUGGUGAAGACUGUGCUAUCGCAGAACACUACGGAGGCUAAUUCCGAGAGGGCUUUUGUUUCUCUCAAGUCCGCCUUUUCUACUUGGGAGGAUGUUCUUUCAGCUGAAUCCAAAUGCAUAGAGGAUGCCAUAAGAUGUGGAGGAUUAGCACCUACAAAAGCCUCUUGCAUAAAAAAUAUAUUGAGUUCUCUGUCAAAGAGAAGAGGCAAAUUAUGCUUGGAGUUCUUGCGCGAUUUAUCCGUCGAUGAAAUAAAGGCAGAGCUGUCGACUUUCAAAGGAAUUGGCCCCAAAACGGUGGCCUGUGUGCUGAUGUUCAAUCUUCAGAAAGAUGAUUUUCCAGUAGACACUCAUGUAUUUCAGAUUGCAAAGUUCGUUGGUUGGGUCCCGGAUGACGCAGACAGGAACAAAACAUAUCUUCAUCUCAACAGAAGGAUACCAAAUCAUCUCAAGUUUGAUCUCAACUGUCUUCUUUAUACUCAUGGAAAGCUCUGUUCGAAAUGUACAAAGAAAACAGGCGCCCGACAACGAAUGGGAUCUGAAGAACAGUCUUGUCCUUUGUUCAAGUACUCCAAUAAUCCUUAAAUCUGUGAAUAUAGAUGUAUAUACCAAGAGUUUAUUUAUGAAAGCUUCUUUACUUGUCUCUUUUCUUUUGUUCCUAAGUUGUAUAAAAAUGCCAUGCUAAUAUCUACAAUUAGGAAUGCGUUAUCUGUAAGAAAGUGUUUCAUUCAAGGCCAUUAUUAUUAUUAUUAUUUAAUUGAAGAAACCUUGGACUU